AUGUCUUCCUUAAUUGAAGCAACACCAGCGUCAAUAGCCGAACAAAUUCGUCAAAUUUUUUCAUCGAAUAUAACCAAACCAAAUUCGUCCACCGGAGAAACGAUUUCGCCGCCCUUAGUUCCGAAAACAUUAAUGAAUACAUUGCCCGACAAUCUGAAAAUUGAACGAACGGUUGCUUCACAAAUGACUAAUAACAUUAAAGACUCACCAAAAGAUUACGUUGGACAUCACAACCAGUCGCAACAACAACAACAACAACAGAACACCCAAUCUUCAUUUUCCUAUACGAAAAGCGAACCAGUGUCAGUUACACCACCGGCAUUUAGCUACACUCCGUCGUCAGUUUCAAAUAUUGGUGCAUUUGCCGGGCCAAACUUUUCAUCUUAUGAUUCAGCGACAUCGCCCUUACCGCUCAAUUCGAGUUUAAAACCGACCACACCAGUAACUGUUCCAAAUUUUGCUUCUCAACCUUCUACAUACUUCUAUCCCGUUCCCACACAAUGUGUUUAUCCGCCAUCAUUAAAUUCGACAGCCGUCAAUACAGCCGCGGCAAUUUUUCAGGCUUAUUCACAAUUUAAUGUACAGCCACCAGGAGCACCGUCAAUUGUUAAUCAACAAAUGACAACACAACAACAACAACAACAAAUUCGAAAAUAA
Molecule: messenger RNA, 657 nt
Organism: Adineta ricciae
Lineage: Eukaryota; Metazoa; Rotifera; Eurotatoria; Adinetida; Adinetidae
Source: the annotation of a GenBank genome assembly